CAUUUUUCGAUUGGAUGGGUCUGAGUACAACAUUCAGACAUGGCGGAAGGAACGGUGGAGCAGGUUACGAAUGGAGAGCAAGAAGAAGCAUAUUUUUACCGAGAAAGGAUUAAAUGUACACCAGAAGAGGAGACAAGGCUCGAAAGGCAACACUUUUGGAAAGUGAUCGAUGCGUUUAGAUACUACAGGAUGCAUGUUCAGGAGCGGGUGAAUCGAGCAGAACGUCAGUUCCGGAGUCUUCCGGAGCAUCACCAGCUGCUGCUGCCCGGGGUCUUGCCCAACCUGGCCCGUAUCCGCCGCAGUGUGGACCACAACCAGGAGGUGCUGCAGGCCAUCGUGCUCAACUGUGUCCACAUGUUUGAGAACAUGGAGUACGGCGAAGAGGAUGACCUGAGGAAGGUGGGUACGUCUUCCACUUUCGACAUGGACAAGCUCAAGUCCACCAUUAAGCAGUUUGUGCGUGACUGGAGUGAGGCGGGCCAGGCUGAGAGAGACUCCUGCUACCUGCCCCUCAUCCAAGAGAUCCAGAGACUCUUUCCCAGCAACAAGUGUGAUGUGUCCAAGGUGAGCGUGCUGGUUCCAGGGGCAGGGCUUGGUCGCCUAGCGUGGGAAAUCGCUCGUCUGGGUUACGCCUGUCAAGGCAACGAAUGGAGUUUCUUCAUGCUAUUCUCCUCAAACUUCGUCCUCAACAGGUGUGAAAAGGUCAACUCCAUGACCCUGUACCCCUGGAUCCACCAGUUCAGCAACAACAAGAGGUCAUCUGACCAGACGCGGCCAAUCAGCUUCCCAGACGUCAACCCCCAGAGCCUGCCUCCAAACUCGGACUUCUCCAUGGUGGCAGGGGACUUCCAGGAGGUCUACACAGAGCCUAACACCUGGGACUGUGUGGCUACCUGCUUCUUCAUCGACACGGCGCACAACGUCAUCGACUACGUAGAGACCAUCUGGAACAUUCUCAAACCUGGAGGCGUGUGGAUCAAUCUUGGCCCACUGCUGUACCACUUUGAGAACAUGGCCAAUGAGCUCUCCAUCGAGCUCAGCUACGAGGACGUCAGGGAGGCCAUUUUAAAAUAUGGAUUCCAUUUGGAGGUGGAGAGAGAGUCUGUACCCACUACAUACACGGAGAAUGAUCAGUCCAUGCUGAAGUACCUGUACGACUGUGUUUUCUUUGUGGCAAGGAAACCUGACCAUCUGUAUGCCAACGGUUUCCAGGUGGUCCAUGAGAACAGACUGGAAGCGUCGCCACGGCGAGAGAGCUGCGACAGUCUGACGUGACAUCGUCUGUCAUGACAUAGCAGAGCAACAACCGAAAAAACGCGAUUGGCCACUGCCGAGAGCAUAAAAAAAAAGAGUAAGAUGACAGAAACACAAGUCAAUGGACAGGUUUGCUUUCAUGUUUCUUCUUCUUUAUAUUAUCUAAUCGCCAGAGCUGCCCAAUCACCUUCCUUCCCCCCUGAGCCUUUGAGAUUGAGACGGAUGCCUAUUAUGAACUCAAGUGACUAAAUCUUUCAGCCCAGGACUGUUUGUCUUCAGUUAAAGAGGCAAGGUGACGCCUCUAUGGUGACCUGAUGUAGUUGCAUGCUUGUCAGAGACCCGCCUCUGUCUUCCCAAUAUAUUUAUUUUGUAAAAUAGUUACCAACUCUGGCUAUUUAUAGUAUUUUUUUUGUUCAUCACUUAAAGUCAGUUGCUGAAGUGGCUGGAGUUGGUAAUACUGAGGGUAGGACAAAGUUAUUUUAACCUUUAUUAUAUGAUUGGACACAGAUUGAGUUUCAGCAUUACAACCUGGAUCUAGUUACUGUCUCACUUAACAAUAAAGAAAAACACAAUUCUUAAAAAAAAAGAAACAUGUUUCAUUGACAGGGGGAUUGUCGAAUUUAGUGUCUUUAGGGUCGUUCCAUGAAAAGUGCCUUUGAUAUUAACUAUUAAUUGUGCACCAAUAUAGAAUUUUUAAAGCCUGAUAUAUAAAUGAAGUGCCCUUUUAAUAUAGACCACAUGGAGAAUUCAAUAAAUCAGAUUUAUUUUAUGAAUAAAGACUUGCUCAAGUGCCAA
Coregonus clupeaformis (lake whitefish) is the source of this 2049-nucleotide messenger RNA. Its product is annotated as carnosine N-methyltransferase-like. NCBI's taxonomy places the organism in Eukaryota, Metazoa, Chordata, Actinopteri, Salmoniformes, Salmonidae. The record is from RefSeq and is a predicted model, not a curated record. Bases 40 to 1275 code for a protein of 411 amino acids. Gene Ontology annotation, molecular function: S-adenosylmethionine-dependent methyltransferase activity. The transcript has 8 exons.